UUUCGUAUAAAUACGAAGCUGUUGUAGAAUUUUCAGCUCAUUUUAAGUAUUUCUUGUGUAUCGUUUGUGCUAGUCUUUGUCUAAGAGUGCGACAAUGUUCCGAUUCCUUGCGAUCGCUGCCUGCCUGGCCAUCAGUGUCCACGCCUACUCGGAGGGCGGUCCUAAGGUCGCGUGCCGGGAUCUGACGCCCCAGCACGGCGCAAAGCUGCAGACGGAGAAGCCCCCGUACAGUUUAGCCGGCCCCUCACAUGUCCGAAGCGACCAGAAGCUGAGGCUUACCCUCGGCGGUGAUAACUUCCUUGGCUUCAUGAUCCAGGCCCGCGACGGACAGAACCGGGUGGUUGGCCAAUUCCAGGUGGUCGAUGACACCCAUUCCCAGACACUGGACUGUUCCGGCAAGCAGGACACGUUGACUCACCUGAAGGCCACCAAGGGAAGCCCACUGACCGGCGUCACCUUCGAUUGGAUCCCACCAGCGGGCUACAAGGGCAACGUUAAGUUCAUGGCUACCGUUGUGCAAACUAGUUUCGUUUACUGGGUGGGCCGUGUCACCAAAGACAUCGACGUGGAGUAAAUGCAGCUGUAUUCAGUAUUUGUGAUAGAUAUUUCAUGCUUAUUUUUGUAAAUCUAUAACGGUGUUGACCGUUACUGCUCCAAGCUAAAUUGGAACCAAGUAUUUUUUGGAAUAAAGUCAAGAGUUAAUGAAAA
Molecule: messenger RNA, 708 nt
Organism: Drosophila obscura
Lineage: Eukaryota; Metazoa; Arthropoda; Insecta; Diptera; Drosophilidae
Gene: l(2)34Fc
Product: defense protein l(2)34Fc
Exons: 2
Coding region: 95-574 (159 amino acids)
Molecular function (GO): oxidoreductase activity, acting on metal ions
Source: RefSeq, a predicted model, not a curated record